Molecule: messenger RNA, 1722 nt
Organism: Symbiodinium sp. CCMP2456
Lineage: Eukaryota; Dinophyceae; Suessiales; Symbiodiniaceae
Source: the annotation of a GenBank genome assembly
AUGACAAAGGCUUUUGAUCGAUGCUCACGCUGCACAUGCGAGCCAUCACAGCAUGUUCACUUGAUUUACUUCCCAUCUCAACUGCUCUACACCUCGUUCAAGCAUGCGCCGAACUGUCGCCAACAGGCGGUGUACUACAAGCUGUGGGCAUCCACCGCGGCCUGGACCCAGAGAAGCAACUAUGGCUGGUACCAGGUGGCUGCUCCGACGGCUGCUUGGUACAGCUUCGGCCUGCAGCUCAGCUGGUGGAGCGACGAGUGGAAAAAGGUCUUGACACUGGGCAUCUAUGAGCCAGAUACUGCAUUCAGAUUCAAGAUGGCAGAGGCGGUGUACUACAAGCUCUGGGCAUCCACCGCUGCAUGGACACAGCGCAGCAACUAUGGCUGGUAUCAGGUCUGGUCUCGCAUGGCCCCUUGGGGCGUCUUUGUCGCAGCCCCGACAGCUGCCUGGUACAGCUUUGGAUGGUGGAGUGAUGAAUGGAAAAAGGUCCUGACACUGGGCAUCUAUGAGCCAGGCUCCGACACAAUGUGGCUCGUGCGACUUCUGCUUGUUGCACUGCUCUCCUCGACGGAGGGAGCUCUCCUGAAAGGAAGAUUGCGCAGCAAAGCGCGCAGAUCGGCAGCCAGGGUGGGACACCACCAUGAGGCACUGCUCUUCAACAAGCAUGCAGUCAAGUCCAAGCGUGCACGCAGAGACAUGGGCGAGAUGUCCACCGAGAUCGUCCACAAGACGGCUUACUGGGGCUCCAUUCGAGUCGGCACACCAGCGCAGGAGUUCAAGGUGAUUUUCGACACCGGAAGCGGGAAUCUGAUCCUGCCCACCGCGAAGUGCACUUCGGACGGGUGCGCGCGGCACAAGAAGUACGUCCCGGAGCAGUCUUCGACCUCCAAGGAGGUGACAAACGAGAAUGGUGAGGGAUCGACAGAGAUCACCUUCGGCACCGGCUCCAUCACAGGUGACUUUUACGAGGAUCGCUUCUGCAUCGCAGAGUCCUUGUGCUCACAGGUGCGCUUCAUCGGCUCGGUCGAGCAGAGUGCCGCCCCUUUUUCCUCCACCCCCUUCGAUGGCAUCUUGGGCCUUGGCUUCAAGGAUCUGUCAAUGGGGCUGAACUUCAACAUUUUGGACGACAUGUAUCAGACAGGCUCCCUACCUGCCGGGCAAUUCUCGGUGUUCUUGACUGAGGAUGGCUCCAGCGAGAUUACCUUCGGUGGCUACAGGCCCGAGCAGUUGGCCUCAGAGGUGGUUUGGGCGCCAGUGACGCACGAGUCCUACUGGCAGGUGGCGGUUCAGGACAUCACAUUCGACAACACCGACACUGGUCUUUGUGGCAUUAUGGGGUGCCAGGUGGCCGUGGACACCGGCACCUCGAUGUUGGCUGGUCCGCCGGCCUUGGUCAACAGCCUGCAGGAGAGGGUCUCUGCCCGCGCGGACUGUUCCAAUUACGACAGUUUGCCAAACAUCGGCUUCAAGGUUGGCAACAAGAUCCUCAACUUGAAGCCGGAAGACUACAUGGACGGGCCGGGGUCGAGCCGCAGUCUGCGCCUGUCACUGUCAGUUUUCAGUUUCGGGGUUCGGCUACCUGCACAGCGGCAUGGCAUGCUUCCUGGUGGUCGUGAUGAAACGGACCCUCUCAAAACAACAUGCCAGACAGAUGCAGCUCCCCACGAUUGUCGUUUCUUGUCGGCUCAAGACAAGCCGUUUCCUGCAAGCUCCAAGCAGUAG